This is a messenger RNA of Cladophialophora bantiana CBS 173.52, 1440 nucleotides long. RefSeq lists its product as uncharacterized. The coding region runs from base 1 to 1440 and encodes 479 amino acids. The transcript is spliced from 2 exons. The record is from RefSeq and is a predicted model, not a curated record. NCBI's taxonomy places the organism in Eukaryota, Fungi, Ascomycota, Eurotiomycetes, Chaetothyriales, Herpotrichiellaceae.
AUGGAUGUUACGGGGGGUACCAUCAGCCACAUUGACACUUCUGCCCACUCUUCGUUCGGCCAGUCUAACGCUGCAUCCUCCUCCGCUGAAGAAACGGCCGGUUUACGCAGUCUUGCAAUUCAAGCAGAAGCACUCUCGAGCAGUCUUAAUAAGCUCCGCCUGCACUGUGGACACGAGAGCACCUCGUUGGAUAUCGCCAACGCCACCGAAGAACUUAAACUCCUUAUGGGGGAGCUCAACAGUCUCGAUUCCGCAGUCAAAGUCAACAAGGAGCUAUAUACUGAGGCCUUUGGCGAAGAUCUAGGCGAGAUUCGUGCCCAUCUCGGGGGUAUCUUCGAAGAUAUUGCCGACUGCUGCAAAGAGAUGCAAAAGGCUGAUGGCCCGAACACCAGUGCAGUGGGUUGGUUGACCAAGAAGAGAUACGUUCGCAAGCUGCAGAAACACCUCGAAGUUAACAAGACGACUCUGAUUGUCAUGCGUACAGUCCUGCAUCAUGGCAAGGAGUAUGGCACUCACAAUUCGCCCGGGCGCCUGGCCGAGUCCUCACCGCACACCUUGCAAGAAGACCUUGCCAUUCUCGAAACUGUCUUUGCCAGCAGGAACGCCAUCAAGGACCUUCAAAGUCUUGCCAAAAAGCCCCAUGACCACUCUUCUUCGACUUCGUCAACGGGAACCAGCGACACCAUGCCAUCUUUCCAACCAGGUGCACAUGGCCGAAACCUGUCCUCGGCAACAGGUGUCGAUGUUCCAGCAAUGGGAGACGUUCUUCCAGCUCGUAUUGCGGAUGGGAAAACGAAGAAACAGGAUGCACUAGCCCGAAGGUUCUCUCGCCGCGGUGUCCGCCUGGCCGUUCACAGCUCCAUCAUGGACACUAACGCUCAUGAUGUUCCUAUCUCUCUCCGGAAGAAAUGGAUUCACCAGGUUCAACUUCGACAUGAUCCUGACCAUGCGGACGCAGGCAUCCAGUCUAUUGCUCAGCUGAGCAAGAUCUCUGAAGUCAAUUCCAGCCCUGGCCCGGAUGAGGAACCGGCGAAGUCAAUCAGCCUUACAAGCCUCACCACACCGGAGCAUAUGAAGGGCAGGGAGUCUGGCCGAGCUAGCAGCGCAGCUUCAUCCACGUCGGGUCUUUCAAAUGCUCCAAGGAGAAGCUCCUCACUGAUAAAUUCGCCCCUGGGCAGAAAGCUCGGAAACAUCAUUGCUCGACUUUCCCGCGGUAGCACCGACCAACGCGGAAUAGUUGAUGGAGAGUGUGCUGAAUCAAGAGAGCAAGUGGAUCAACACGAGAAUGAGAGCUCGAAGCAAGCGGACAAGGAAAAGAAAGAAGCCACGGUGGUCAAGAAGGACAUGUCUGCAAAGGAGAAGCCGGGAUGGUCGUAUCGUUUGACAAGGCCAUUCGUGAAGCCGGAGCUAACCACACCUGAUUUCGAACGAGGGUUCUGA